AUGAGUACCGAGAUUUCUAAGCAUUUGAGGCUUUUAUUGCCACCUUGCAUAUUAAACAGGACCUCGACAUCCAAUAGCACCAGCUGUUUUACUGAAGUGGAACCUUUGUUUCAGUCUUUUUCUUCUACUAUGGUUUUAAUAGUCCUGGCCACUGUCAUCUUUUGUUUAGUUGUCCUCUCACUUAGUACUUUCCAUAUGCACAAGAGCAAGAUGAAGAAACGUAAAAUAGAAAAAGCCCAGGAGGAAUAUGAGAAAGACCACUGCAGUCCUAAAGCAGAAAGAGGUAGUUUAUAUGGAAGGGAGAUGAAUCAGGCGAGUGGGGCUCAAGACAGUGCCUGCUGCACCUCUCCUACCAUACAAAGGAAAGAACAAAUCACUCUAAAUCUGGAUACCAGGAUUAGUGAGGAAUCACUACAGGCAGAUUCCCCUUUGGACAGGGCUACAGGGGAACUGGUGCAUUCUAUGGUCUUGUCAUGAUUUCAGGUGACCCAAACAAGGCACUGUAUUGUACAUAUUUGGUGACACUGUCUCGGAAAAAAAUAAAUAAUAGUAAGGAUCCAUUCAAGCGCAUGACAAAAUCAUAUUGCGUUACCAUUAAAUAUGUUUUCUCGACGAAUCCGCACAAUGCUGCCAAAUAUUAUGUCACCUGCCUGUGGAAUCUCAUCUGCUGUAUAUAGAUAUACAGGAUAACUGCAUUUCUUCUGAUGUAUAUGAAACUGCAAAGAUAAUCCACCAAAUAAAAAACAAACACACAUAUCUUGUAAUAGGAACACUGGAGAUGCAUAGUGGGAUCCUGUGCUACUGCAACAAUAAGACUAUAAA
Molecule: messenger RNA, 822 nt
Organism: Bombina bombina (fire-bellied toad)
Lineage: Eukaryota; Metazoa; Chordata; Amphibia; Anura; Bombinatoridae
Gene: C3H11orf87
Product: chromosome 3 C11orf87 homolog
Exons: 1
Coding region: 1-477 (158 amino acids)
Source: RefSeq, a predicted model, not a curated record